Molecule: messenger RNA, 2798 nt
Organism: Sipha flava (yellow sugarcane aphid)
Lineage: Eukaryota; Metazoa; Arthropoda; Insecta; Hemiptera; Aphididae
Gene: Cul1
Product: cullin-1
Exons: 2
Coding region: 204-2531 (775 amino acids)
Biological process (GO): SCF-dependent proteasomal ubiquitin-dependent protein catabolic process; protein ubiquitination
Cellular component (GO): SCF ubiquitin ligase complex
Molecular function (GO): ubiquitin protein ligase binding
Source: RefSeq, a predicted model, not a curated record
ACCUUUUCCUAUCAUAUUAUCCGAACCCAUUGUUCGGGAAGUAACUAGUAAUUACCAAUUUGUUAUUUUUUGUAAAAAUAUUAUUUUGUUGUUUUUAUAAAUUUAAAUACUUCUAGACGUUGUGAUUGUUAGUAGUUUAACUUCGAAAAAUUUAUUAGUUAACGUAACGUAGUGAUAAAAUACAAAAAUCUGUGGUAAGGAUAAUGUCCAACCGACGCGACGGUAUGUCGUCCAAACAAAUCUAUGAUCUCGACACCAUAUGGGGAGAUUUAAAGAACGGUAUUGAACAUGUAUACAAUCGUCAGUCAAUGCCUAAGCCUCGUUAUAUGGAACUCUACACACACGUUUAUAAUUACUGUACUAGUGUGCAUUUAAAUCCAAAUAAAAGCACAACAGUGGCAGGUACCCGUUCCAAAAAAGCUUCAUCAACCUCAACAGCACAAGUUGGUGGUGCCCAAUUAGUAGGGCUUGAGCUGUAUCGGAGAAUCAAAGAUUUUUUACGGCACUAUCUACUGGACCUAAUCAGCCGUGGUGCUAAUUUUAUGGAUGAAGAUGUACUUUCUUUCUAUACCCGCGAAUGGGAAGACUAUCGUUUCAGUUCAAAAGUAUUGAAUGGUGUUUGUUCUUAUUUAAAUCGUCAUUGGGUCCGUAGGGAAUGUGAAGAAGGCCGAAAAGGUAUCUAUGAAAUAUAUCAACUAGCAUUGGUAGCAUGGCGAGACUGUUUAUUCCAGCAACUACAUAAACGUGUUACUAAUGCUGUAUUAAAAUUAAUCGAACGUGAACGUAAUGGUGAAUCAAUUAAUACUCGAUUAGUUAGUGGCGUGAUUAACUGUUAUGUUGAACUUGGCUUAAAUGAAGAAGAGCCAACUAUAAAAGGCCAAAGUUUGACCAUUUACAAAGAAUCUUUUGAAAAAACAUUUUUAGAAGAAACCAAAUGUUUUUAUAUCAAAGAAAGUGAUCAAUUUUUGGCGAAUAAUACGGUAACAGAGUACAUGAAAAAAGCCGAACAACGUUUACAAGAAGAACAAAAACGAGUGCGAGAUUACCUUCAUGAAACCACAUUGUUUGGCCUUGCAGAUACUUGUGAAAAAGUGCUUAUUCGAAAACAUAUGGAAAUCUUUCAUGCAGAAUUCCAAAAUUUAUUAAAUUUUGAAAAGAAUGAUGAUCUUGGGCGAAUGUACCAUUUAGUUUCGCGCAUUCAAGAUGGUCUUGGAGAAUUAAAAAUUAUACUUGAAUGUCAUAUAUUGGCUCAGGGUCAAACUGCAAUUGAAAAAUGUGGUGAAGCUGCUUUCAAUGAUCCCAAAACCUAUGUAAGCGUUAUCCUAGAUGUACAUAAAAAAUAUAAUGCUUUGGUUGCUUUAUCAUUCAACAACGACUCGGGAUUUGUAGCUGCUCUCGAUAAAGCUUGUGGAGGAUUCAUUAAUAAUAAUCUAGUUACAAGACAGUACAAUUCAAGUUCUAAAAGUCCAGAGAUGUUAGCCAAAUUUUGUGACUUGCUAUUGAAAAAAUCUAGCAAAAACCCAGAAGAAGCUGAACUUGAAGAUACUUUGAAUCAAGUUAUGAUAAUGUUCAAGUAUAUCGAAGAUAAGGAUGUGUUUCAGAAGUUCUAUAGCAAAAUGCUUGCCAAAAGACUUGUUCAACAUAUGUCUGCCAGCGAUGAUGCUGAAGCAUCAAUGAUAUCAAAGUUGAAACAAGCUUGUGGGUUUGAAUAUACUUCAAAACUUCAACGUAUGUUCCAGGAUAUUGGUGUGUCUAAAGAUCUAAAUGAGGCAUUUAGAAAGCAUGUAUCCAACUCAAACAUGCCUCAUGAUAUUGACUUUAGUAUACAAGUUUUAUCAUCUGGUUCUUGGCCGUUCCAAUACCUCCUAACAUUUUCUUUGCCGUCCGAAUUGGAACGUUCAGUUCAGAGGUUUACCCAGUUCUAUAGUGCUCAGCAUUCAGGUCGUAAACUUAAUUGGCUGUAUAACAUGUCUAAAGGUGAAUUGGUUACUAACUGUUUUAAAAAUCGAUAUACUUUACAAGCUUCAACAUUUCAAAUGGCUGUUCUACUGCAAUUUAAUGUCCAGGAACAGUGGACUGUUAAUCAACUAUCUGAAUCAACACAGUUAAAGACUGACUAUUUAAUACAGGUCUUGCAAAUACUGUUGAAAGCUAAACUUCUGAUGUGUACUGAGGAUGAGUCAUCAGUGCAUGGUAGCUCUAUUGUAUACCUUUAUAGUGGUUACAAGAACAAAAAAUUACGUGUUAACAUAAAUGUCCCUAUGAAACAAGAAAUAAAGUUAGAACAAGAGAGUACACACAAGCAUAUUGAGGAAGACAGAAAAAUGUUGAUUCAAGCAGCUAUAGUGAGAAUAAUGAAAAUGCGCAAAGUGAUGAAGCACCAACAGCUAACAGCCGAGGUAUUAACACAAUUGUCAUCCAGAUUCAAGCCUAGGGUUAACGUGAUCAAAAAGUGUAUUGAUAUUCUGAUCGAAAAAGAGUACCUAGAGAGAACCGAAGGACAAAAAGAUUCAUACAGUUAUUUGGCUUAAGUAACAACUCUUUUGAAAUUACUAUUUACAAAUAUUUUGUAUUAUGUUGCAUAUUUUACUAAUAUUUUUUAUUCUUAAGUGUAAAAUAAAACCUUCUUUAAAAAUGAAUUUGACCUAAUUGAUGAAUAACUAUCCCAAUCGUUAUGUGAUACCAAUUAUUAUAGUUGCACUAUGCCACUAUAUAGUGUUGACUAUGUUAAUAUGUUGUAUAAAUAAAUAGUGUAUAUGCAGUAUGAACUUUUAUGUAUAUAUAAGCGUUUCCAUGGA